UUACGUGAAUGCGACCUAACCACAAACCUAGGUUAUUUUUUAAAAUUUAUUUGUAAAUAAUACAGACUUUGCACUCAUAAGCUUCAGUUAAUUGUAUUAUAAUUAUGUUACGUGCAGUACUGAUCGAUUUAAGCGGCACCCUCCACAUCGAAAAUCAAGUAAUUCCGGGGGCUGUCGAAGCUUUAAAAAAGUUAUUUGAGACCAAUCUCACCAUAAAAUUUGUAACAAAUACUACAAAAGAAAGCCAAAACUUUUUAUAUACCCGGUUGAAAAAUUUAGGCUUUCCUAUUAAAAAAGACCAAAUAUUUAGUUCAUUAGCUGCCGCAAAAUACCUCAUAAUGAGUCGACAACUAAAACCCUUGCUCCUACUCUCCCCCGAAGCAUUGGAAGAUUUUGAAGGACUUGCAUGUCCUGUGGAGGCCAACCCAAAUGCUGUAGUUAUUGGUUUAGCACCGAAUGAAUUUCAUUACGAAAGACUCAAUGAUGCAUUUAGGUGCUUGUUGAACGGUGCUGAACUAAUUGCUAUUCAUUGUGGAAAAUAUUAUAAACGGAAAGACGGUUUAGCGUUAGGCCCAGGCUGUUUUGUCAAAGGACUGGAAUAUUCAGCACAAUGUACUGCCACGAUUGUUGGAAAACCUCAGAAAAUGUUUUUUCAUUCGGCAUUAGGUGAUAUUAAUCCAGCGCAAGCUGUUAUGAUCGGUGACGACGUAACUGAUGAUGUAGAAGGGGCUAUGAAGGCCGGCAUCAGAGGAUUUUUGGUCCAAACAGGGAAAUAUCAACCUGGUGAUGAAAAUAAGAUUUCCACACCGCCGGAUGCCGUCGUGCCAAGUUUUGUGGAAGCAGUAGAAAGGAUACUGAAGGAAAUUAAUAAAUGAUUUUGUUAUGGUAAUAUUUAUUAAAAUUGAUAUAAAAUAGACUUUCUGAUACAAAGUGUAACAAAAUAAAUUAUUUGCUCUUGA
Tribolium madens (black flour beetle) is the source of this 959-nucleotide messenger RNA. Its product is annotated as haloacid dehalogenase-like hydrolase domain-containing protein 2. Gene Ontology annotation, biological process: dephosphorylation. Lineage: Eukaryota; Metazoa; Arthropoda; Insecta; Coleoptera; Tenebrionidae. The transcript is spliced from 3 exons. The record is from RefSeq and is a predicted model, not a curated record. The coding region runs from base 105 to 875 and encodes 256 amino acids. Gene Ontology annotation, molecular function: phosphatase activity.